Messenger RNA from Gigantopelta aegis, 1812 nucleotides. RefSeq names its product phospholipase B-like 1. Lineage: Eukaryota; Metazoa; Mollusca; Gastropoda; Neomphalida; Peltospiridae. Gene Ontology annotation, molecular function: glycerophospholipase activity. Gene Ontology annotation, cellular component: extracellular region. Gene Ontology annotation, biological process: phospholipid catabolic process. Bases 84 to 1697 code for a protein of 537 amino acids. The transcript has 10 exons. The record is from RefSeq and is a predicted model, not a curated record.
AGCUGGCACGUGACGCAGUCAUGUGACCGCACAAAUAACCGCAUGAUUAUUUUCGGCUGCAACUGUGCAAGGUAAACAGGAAAAUGAAUGUUGUCACGGUGGUGGGUGUAUUUGCCUUAUUUGGAUGUGCAUUGAGUGCUUCCGUGAAUACUGGAAGUGUGUAUUGCAGCAAAAGAAAAUGCACAUUCAAAGCAGACAUUUUGGAUCCGGACUCGACGGCUUAUGGCGUCUUUAACGACACAAUUGAGUCACGGGGAUGGGGGAUACUGGAACUCCGAGCUGGCUUGAAGAAACCACCAUCCGAUGAUGACAUCAUGUUCGCUGCUGGAUAUUUAGAAGGUCUACUUACCACCGAGAGAAUAUACCAGAACUAUUUAAACUUGAAACCUAUCUUCUGGGACCGUGUACCUAAGGUUACCGAAAAAAAGAUAAUCCAGUUCCUGAAAGAUCAUAUCUCGUGGACCAAACAGAUGAUUGAAAAAAGUGCUGGACACGAUCCCUUUUGGCGGCAGGUGUCCUACGUCAUGGCACAACUUGACGGUUUGGUCGAGGGCUACAACGUCAAGGCGGCUUAUGACCAUAAAAUUGACUAUAUUCGAAUGUUUACCCUCAGUGCGUCUGGUGAUAUGAUGAGCAUCGCGAUGGCGGUCAGUCCAGAACUCUAUCCAGACUUCACUAAUAUGACACGAGAUGAAGUGGAAAGAUAUGUCUUCAGUAGGAGCAGAUGUUCAGCCUUAGUCAAAGUAACGGACGACUACAGCGACCUGUUGAUGGGCCAUUCCACGUGGUUCAUGUACCAGUCGAUGAUGCGGAUUUACAAAUACUACACCAUACAUCUCAGUGACAAAGCGUCGGUUAUAGGUCGGAUGUCUUUUUCCAGCUACCCAGGGUUCCUGGUGUCAAUUGAUGACUUCUACGUAAUGGCAGACACUUCGAUGGUGAUGAUACAGACGACCAACAGUAUUUUCAACAAGACGAUGUACUCAGCCAUUCACCCCCAGUCUCUUCUAGCAUGGCAGAGAGUGCGAGUCGCUAACAUGAUGUCCAAUUCUGGCAGCCAGUGGGCCGAUGCCUUAGCAACACAUCAUUCUGGUACAUAUCCCAACCAGUACAUGGUGGUGGAUCUCAAACUGUUCAAGCCGAACGUAGAGCUUGAGGACAACCUGCUGUGGGUAGUGGAGGAAAUACCAGACCUUGUGAUGGCGGCUGACCAAACUCAGAUACUCAGAAACGGUUAUUGGUCCUCCUACAACGUGCCAUUUUACGAGAAAAUCUAUAAUUUAAGUGGCUACCCAGACAUUGUCAAGAUGAAAGGCCUCGAUUUUUCUUACCAGAUGGCACCACGUGCAAAAAUAUUUCGACGUGACCAUGGAAAAGUGAACAGUGUAAAGACAAUCCAGGAGAUUCUACGGUCAAAUGAUUAUAAGAAUGAUCCAUUCUCAGAAGGGAACCCUUGUAAAGCAAUCUGCUGCCGUGGUGAGUUGAGGAAAGAAGCACCAUUCCUUGGAGGAUGUAUUGAUACAAAGGUAACCUCGUUCAAGAUGGCUGAAGACUGUGCAGCCUCCAUUAUAAGUGGUCCAACAACAGCAUCAAAUAUUCCACCAUUCCACUGGGGAAAGAAGUAUGCUAACGUGUCGCACAUAGGACUGCCUGAAGAAUUUAAUUUUGAUUUCUUCAAUGUGUUUGCAACCAUAUAAAAUAUUUAAUUAAAGAGAGAGAGAGAGAGAGACUCAGAGUGAGAUUGAGUGUGAGAGUCUGAGUGAGAACGAAACACUGACACUGACGUUGACAAAGACUCGGAGGCAGAGAAAG